CUUUCCGUGGUCAAUGACGUGUUAUAAAACCGAUUGAGAUUCGCACAAGUGAUCAUAGUGUACAACGUACUACUAUUCUUUGGAUCCUUCUUCUUCUUCUUCUUCUUCAAGAUUUCAUCACUGUUCAUUUUGUUCCUUGUUCUGACUUGUGAUCGUUAAUUGGUAUAACAAAAUGUGGAAGAGGAUGGAAUUUCAAGAAGAAGCGGUUCAAUUGAUAAACUCAGAUUUCAGAGACUUGAGUCUAGCUGCUAAUCAACUCGCUAAUCAUCUCGUCCAACUCGGUCGCUUUGGCUUUGGAGCUUCUUUCUUCGGAUUCUUUGCCGCCAUUGCUGCUAUCUAUUUGCUGGUUUUGGAUCGCACAAACUGGAAGACUAACAUUCUUACAUCACUACUCAUUCCAUACAUUUUCUUCAGCUUGCCUUCAAUAGUUUUCGGUGUCUUCAGGGGAGAGAUUGGAAAAUGGGUUGCUUUAGUUGCUGUUGUAUUAAGGCUUUUUAUUCCAAAACAUUUCCCUGAAUGGCUGGAUUUGCCAGGUGCUUUGGUGCUUCUGAUCGUUGUAGCUCCUAAUGUAAUUGCAAGCACCUUUAGAGACGACAUCGUGGGGGUGAUUGUGUGCCUUGUGAUUGCAUGUUAUUUGCUACAAGAACAUAUUCGAGCAUCUGGUGGUUUCAGAAAUUCCUUCACUAGAGCCAAUGGCUUAUCAAAUUCCAUUGGCAUAGUACUUCUGAUGGUCUACCCCGUCUGGGCACUCAUCGUCAUAAUUCUUUAGGCACCAGUGUUUGAACUUUACUGUUUAGUGUGUGCGUUAAACCAAUUGUGUUUUGUAAUCAUUCAUUGGUUGGAUGUUCAUGUCUAGAACAAAAUACCGUCAUUUGCUUGAUGUAUUAUUACCUUUGUCCUUUUGUUUGCAUGUGUAAACAUAUGAAAUCAAAUCUCAUUGAGAUACUUUUUCGCUUCAUUGAAUGUUGGAAUUCGUAAGUUAUUGAUGAUUGGAAUGGAUCAUUGUUAUUUUUAA
Molecule: messenger RNA, 1015 nt
Organism: Cicer arietinum (chickpea)
Lineage: Eukaryota; Viridiplantae; Streptophyta; Magnoliopsida; Fabales; Fabaceae
Product: cold-regulated 413 plasma membrane protein 1
Cellular component (GO): membrane
Source: RefSeq, a predicted model, not a curated record